This is a messenger RNA of Tribolium castaneum (red flour beetle), 818 nucleotides long. Its product is annotated as glutathione S-transferase. Gene Ontology annotation, biological process: glutathione metabolic process. The transcript is spliced from 4 exons. NCBI's taxonomy places the organism in Eukaryota, Metazoa, Arthropoda, Insecta, Coleoptera, Tenebrionidae. The record is from RefSeq and is a predicted model, not a curated record. Gene Ontology annotation, molecular function: glutathione transferase activity. The coding region runs from base 159 to 770 and encodes 203 amino acids.
AAACAGUUUUGAAACAAAAAUAGAUAUUCAUUUGUUCAUAAGGUAACUGAUAAAUCUGCGUGUUGUGUUAUUAAAUAAUCCUUGAACAGUGACUCAAUCUCUAGUACUUGAAGCACUUAUCACCAGGUCACAAGUAAUAAUAAUAACACCCAUUAAAAAUGUCCCCUUUAUAUAAACUGACCUAUUUUGCUACCCCAGGUAGGGCAGAAGCCAUCCGUUUUCUGUUCAGUUAUGCAGCUGUCGAAUUCGAAGAUGUGAGAAUUGCUUAUGAAGACUGGCCAGCAUUAAAAAACCAAACACCCUUUGGUUUUCUCCCUAUGUUAGAACAUGAAGGCAAAAAAGCACAUCAAAGCGUGGCAAUUAUGAGAUACGUAGCCAAACAGGUGAAACUUGCAGGAAACGAUGACUGGGAAGAUUUAGAGAUUGAUGCAACCGUAGACACACUCAGAGAUUGUUCUUCAAAAUUUCAUCCACUUCGCCUUGAGACUGACGAAGAGAAAAAGAAAGCUUUACUAGAACAACUUUUUAAAGAAACAGUUCCGUAUUUUAUGAGGCGUUUUGAGGCUUUAGUUCAGAAAAAUAACGGUUAUCUGGCGCUAGGACGACUGACUUGGGCUGAUUUAUACUUUGUGGCAUCGAUAGCAGCAGGUGUAAAACAAUAUACCGACAUCGAUAUAAUAAAAGAAUAUAAAACACUGGCAGAGCUGCGCACUAAAGUUUUGGAAAAUCCUCGUAUUAAAAAGUAUUUGGAAAAUCAGCCUAAACUUUAAUAAACUUAGAAAAUGUUUAAAAAAUAAAGAUUGUUCUUUGAUUAUAAA